CCGGCGAGGGCCACUCCGGGAGGGCGCAGCGGCAAGCGGCACCGGCACGGCAGCGCCUCCCCGUCACCACUGCCCGCCGCCCCUCCGCCAGCCCGGCCAUGUCGCUGCUGCAGUCGGCGCUGGACUUCCUGGCCGGGCCGGGCUCCCUGGGGGCCGCCAGCCGAGACCAGAACGACUUCGUGGGGCAGGUGGUGGAGAUGGGCGAGAUGAAGCUGCGGAUCAAGAAGGUGAUCGCCGAAGGUGGUUUUGCUUUUGUGUAUGAAGCUCUGGAUGUUGGAAGUGGGAAAGAAUACGCUUUAAAGAGAUUGCUAUCUAAUGAAGAAGAAAAGAACAAAGCCAUCAUUCAGGAAGUUUGCUUUAUGAAAAAGCUUUCCGGUCACCCAAACAUUGUCCAGUUCUGCUCUGCUGCCUCAAUAGGCAAAGAAGAAUCUGAUACCGGGCAAGGGGAAUUCCUUCUGUUAACAGAGCUCUGUAGAGGGCAAGUGGUAGAAUUUUUGAAGAGAGCUGAAUCCAAAGGAGCCCUCUCGUGCGAUACAGUUCUGAAGAUAUUUUAUCAGACGUGCCGUGCCGUGCAGCAUAUGCAUAAACAGAAGCCUCCUAUCAUUCAUAGAGAUCUUAAGAUUGAAAAUAUGUUGAUGAGUAACCAAGGAACAAUUAAAUUGUGUGACUUUGGCAGUGCAACAACUAUAGCACACUACCCAGACUACAGCUGGUCUGCGCAGAAAAGAGCAACGGUCGAAGAGGAGAUCACCAGGAACACAACACCAAUGUAUAGGACUCCAGAAAUAAUAGAUCUAUAUUCAAACUUCCCAAUUGAUGAAAAACAAGAUAUAUGGGCGUUGGGCUGUAUCCUCUACUUGCUGUGUUUUAGACAGCAUCCAUUUGAAGAUGGAGCAAAGCUUCGAAUAGUCAAUGGAAAAUAUUCCAUCCCCCAAAAUGACACAAGAUACACAGUGUUUCAUGAUCUAAUUCGCUCAACGUUAAAGGUGAACCCAGAAGAAAGAUUGUCCAUUACAGAACUUGUGAAUCGACUGCAGGAGAUUGCAGCUGCCAGGAAUGUAAACCCCAAAUCCCCCAUUACAGAGCUCCUUGAACAAAACGGAGGGUAUGGAAAUAAUGCUCCGCCGAGGACACCUUUGAGUGGGGUGCCACAGAACUCAAAGCCUGCAGGACAGCUAAACAAUAUGUAUAACGCAGGUUUGACCGUGGCAGAGUGCGAUCAGACUUACGGCGGGUUCUUCGAUAUACUUAGAGGUGGAACAGAAAGAUUUUUGUCAAAUAUCAAAGAUACGUCUUCGAAAGUUAUCCAGUCGGUGGCCAAUUACGCAAAGGGAGAUCUGGAUAUAUCAUACAUCACUUCCCGAAUUGCUGUGAUGUCCUUUCCCGCAGAGGGUGUUGAAUCUGCUAUAAAAAAUAACAUAGAAGAUGUGCGGCUGUUCUUGGACUCGAAACACCCGGGGCGCUAUGCUGUUUACAAUCUGUCUCCGAGAACGUAUAGACCUUCAAGAUUUCACAACAGGGUUUCUGAAUGUGGCUGGCCGGCAAGACGUGCACCAAACCUUCAAAACCUUUACAGCAUUUGUAAGAACAUGCACAUAUGGCUGAAGCAAGAUCCGAAGAAUGUUUGCAUUGUGCAUUGCCUUGAUGGAAGAGCAGCAUCGGCGGUCGUGGUCUGUUCUUUUCUGUGCUUCUGCCGUCUCUUCACUACUGCUGAGGCUGCUGUUUAUAUGUUCAGCAUGAAACGCUGUCCGCCGGGCAUUUGGCCAUCGCAUAAAAGGUAUAUAGAAUACAUGUGCGACAUGAUGGCGGAAGAGCCCAUCAUCCCUCACAGCAAACCAAUUCUCAUCAAAUCAGUCGUCAUGACGCCAGUUCCUCUUUUCAGCAAGCAGCGCAAUGGCUGCAGGCCUUUCUGUGAGGUCUACGUUGGGGACGAACGAGUAGCCACUACCUCACAAGAAUAUGACAAAAUGAAGGAUUUUAAAAUUGAAGAUGGCAAAGCAGUAAUCCCACUGGGCAUAACAGUCCAAGGAGAUGUUCUCAUUGUCAUCUAUCACGCCAGGUCCACUUUAGGUGGCAGACUCCAAGCCAAGAUGGCAUCAAUGAAGAUGUUCCAGAUCCAGUUCCAUACAGGAUUUGUACCUCGAAAUGCCACCACGGUAAAAUUUGCAAAGUAUGAUCUGGAUGCCUGCGAUAUCCAAGAGAAAUAUCCUGACCUGUUUCAAGUGAAUCUGGAGGUUGAAGUGGAGCCUCGGGAUCGGCCCAGCACUGAACGAGCUCCGUGGGAUAACCUGAACAUCAAGGGUUUAAAUCCCAAGAUCCUUUUCUCCAGCCGAGAGGAACAGCAAGAGAUCUUAACAAAAUUUGGUAAGCCAGAGCUGCCUAGGCAGCCAGGUUCCACAGCCCAGUAUGAAGCGGAAACUUCCAAGUCAGAACCGUCUUCUGACGGGGCACCUACUGAGCCAGACUCUCCACAAAGCAGCGCCACCGAAGCAAAUUUCUUCCAUACGCUGGACUGGCAAGAAGGCAAAAGUUCUGACGCCGCAUCUGAGGAUCACUUUUCCAAAGAGUGCCCUGGGCUGGUGGAAGAACGAGAUGACAGCGACCUUUCUGACGAGGAGGUCGCUGGGCUUCCUGGGAACGGCAAGCCCCUCGAUGACAGGGAGACGCACCCGCUGGAGAGGGAAGAUGGCGAGCCGCUCUUUGAGGCAGAUGUUCCUGCUGCUCAGCCAGAUGAGGCGCUCGUGGAGGACAGCGUCGACUUGCUGGGACUGGACUCAGACGCUCCAGCCGAGUUGCUCCAGCCCCCUCCAGAGAUGAAGAGCUCCUCCAGCAACGCUGACUUGUUAAACGGCCUGUUUGUUGCCGGUGCGCUGGAGGAGUCGGAAGACUCGACUGCAGACCUUCUGGGUGGAGGAGCCGGUUUCUUUUUCAGUGGCCAGGCCCCGCCCGCAGCGAGCUCCCAGAGAGCGUCUCCCCCCACAGUAGCUGCCUCUUCCACAGCGGACCCAUUUGACCCCUUUACGAUAUCAUCCAGUCCUGACAAUCCAAGUCUUAGCACUCCUGAUCUUUUUGGCGACUUCCUUAGCCCAAAUGCACAAACCGCAUCGGGUGUGUUUCCUUCCACGCACAGCGCUCCGCCUCCUUCCUCGAGUACAGAUUUCCUUAAUUUAGGAAGCUUGGCACCUGACCCACCAAAAAUGGCUUCCUCCGCAAGCCAGCCUGACCUUUUAGGCGGAUGGGAUUCUUGGGCGGAUUCCCCAGCAGUUAGUAAUCCAGCACCAUCGCAGCCGAAGAAGUCCACUUUUGAAGGACAAGCGUUCACAACAGGAGGUGUAUCGAGCGUCUCCUCUGGUCUUUCCUUCAGCCAAGCAAAAUCACAGAACUUCGACCCUUUUGCUGAUCUUGCAGAUCUGAGAACUGGCCUCCCAAGUGUUUCCAGCGGCGGAUUCUCAGCUGGUGGUUUUGCUUCCAAGGCUGCUCCGUCGCAGAAAGCAGGGAGCCAGUGGCAAGCCGGCAAGCCACCAAGCGCAAGCUCAUCGCGCCAGCCCCAGCCCCAGCCAAAACCACCAGAGCAAAGCAAGCCGAGCGGGCAACCCAAACCCAACUAUACUGUGAAUUUCAGCGUUAUUGGGGGACGGGAAGAGCGAGGCAUCAGAGCCCCAAGCUUUGGACAAAAGCUGAAAGUUUCAGAAAACGAUUUUGAGGAUCUUUUAUCGAAUCAAGGGUUUUCAGCCAAAUCUGACAAAAAAGGACCAAAGACCAUUGCUGAGAUGAGAAAGCAAGAAAUGUCUAGAGAUAUGGAUCCCCUAAAAUUAAAGAUUCUAGAUUGGAUUGAUGGGAAAGAGAGAAAUAUAAGAGCUUUAUUAUCUACACUUCACACUGUGCUCUGGGAAGGUGAAACCAAAUGGAAGCAAGUUGGCAUGGCUGACCUGGUGACCCCAGAACAAGUCAAGAAGUACUAUAGGAAGGCGGCACUUGUCGUUCAUCCAGAUAAGGCCACGGGGCAGCCUUACGAACAGUAUGCCAAAAUGAUCUUCAUGGAGCUGAGCGACGCGUGGUCAGAAUUUGAAAACCAAGGAUCCAAGUCACUUUUUUAACAUGCUCCCUCUUGCAAAGGAGUGGAUAUCAAAAUGUAUUGGCAGCAAAACUGAAUCUUUGUGGUGGCCUCCUUAGGUCUGUGUGGCCUCCUUAGGUCUGAAAAAAGGGGCAAGAAAAGGCCUUCCCCAGUUCCUGCACACUUUGAAUCUGUACACUCAGCAACCCUGUGUGUGUGUGUGUGCGUGCAUGUGUGUGUGCGUGUGGCAGGACACUGAAUGGGGAGCAUUACAUAGAUGAUGCUUGGGGGCUAUUGACACUAGGAAGUUUGUGCCCUGGGUGUGGAAAGUUCCUGGCCACGUUAGAUGGGGUGGGCACACCGAUAAUAUUAAUGGUGGCAGCUGGCGUGGGCAUAAUUGGAAUCAAAAACAUCAUAAUCCUGAUUUUUGUUGGCGUCCUUUCAAGAACCAUACAACCUCAGUUCUGUUCUUUCCCCCACCAUGGUCUUUUGUGAUUUUUAUUACUUUUUUUUAAACAUUAAUGUUUGCCUUAUUCAAAGUGCUUUAGUUACCUUAUCAGCCGCGAGUUUGCUCAGCAUCUUUUUCUAGACUCUGUGAGAGGUGUACAUUUUUUCUUCUGUAUUUUAUGUAAUCAUUCCAAGAAAUCAUUCUGUAAAUAAUUAAAGUAUUUUCUGACAACA
Molecule: messenger RNA, 4735 nt
Organism: Eublepharis macularius
Lineage: Eukaryota; Metazoa; Chordata; Lepidosauria; Squamata; Eublepharidae
Gene: GAK
Product: cyclin G associated kinase
Exons: 28
Coding region: 99-4097 (1332 amino acids)
Biological process (GO): positive regulation of Notch signaling pathway; regulation of clathrin-dependent endocytosis; protein phosphorylation
Cellular component (GO): cytoplasm
Molecular function (GO): AP-2 adaptor complex binding; protein serine/threonine kinase activity; ATP binding
Source: RefSeq, a predicted model, not a curated record